Drosophila hydei is the source of this 1856-nucleotide messenger RNA. Its product is annotated as segmentation polarity homeobox protein engrailed. The coding region runs from base 149 to 1825 and encodes 558 amino acids. Gene Ontology annotation, cellular component: nucleus. The transcript has 4 exons. Gene Ontology annotation, biological process: neuron differentiation; multicellular organism development; regulation of transcription by RNA polymerase II. The record is from RefSeq and is a predicted model, not a curated record. Gene Ontology annotation, molecular function: RNA polymerase II cis-regulatory region sequence-specific DNA binding; DNA-binding transcription factor activity, RNA polymerase II-specific. NCBI's taxonomy places the organism in Eukaryota, Metazoa, Arthropoda, Insecta, Diptera, Drosophilidae.
UACAAAUAAAUAAAGAUACAAAUUAAGAGAAAUACAAAAAACAAACAAACGCAAACAGUUGCCAAAGUGAAUUCACAGUUCAAGUGAAGUGUAAAGUGAAUAAGAGCAAGAAGAAGAAACAAAUUGAAGCAGCAAGUGAAGUGAACAAAUGGCCCUUGAGGAUCGCUGCAGUCCACAAUCAGCGCCCAGUCCACCAGGUUGUUUACCACAUUCGCCUCCUCAACAGCACCAGCAGCAGUACCAGCAGCAGCAGCUUCAACACUUGCAUCAGCUCCAGCAGCUGCAGCAGCUCCAUCAACAGCAGCUGGCCGCCUCGGCUGGCGUCUUUCAUCAUCCGGGCACCUCGGUGGCCUUUGAUGCAGCGGCCUUGCAUGCGGCUGCACUGCAGCAGCGGUUGAGUGCCAGCGGCUCGCCGGGUGCCCAUUCGACGGGCGCCUGCUCCACGCCCGCCUCGACGCUGACCAUCAAGGAGGAGGAAAACGACUCGAUACUCGGGGACAGCUUCCAUAACCAGACAGGGACCACCAUGGCCACCGAGGAGGAUGAGGAGGAAGACGACGACAUUGAUGUGGAUGACACGGCCUCUGUGUCCGGCUCUGCUCGUCUGCCGCCACCUGCUCAUCAGCAGUCCAAGCAAUCGAAGCCAUCGCUGGCCUUCUCCAUCUCCAACAUACUCAGCGAUCGUUUUGGCGAUGCUGCCAAGCAGAUCAAACAGGGCGAAUCCUCUAGCGCCGUCUCUGCUGCUGCGGCUGCAGCCAGCAUCUUCCGCCCCUUCGAGGCGAGUCGAGCAGCCGCUGCCACGCCCUCCGCCUUCACGCGCGUGGAUCUGCUGGAGUUUAGCCGGCAGCAGCAGGCCGCAGCUGCAGCCGCCACCGCUGCAAUGAUGUUGGAGCGCGCCAAUCUGCUGAACUGCUUCAAUCCGGCUGCCUAUCCACGCAUUCACGAGGAGCUCGUGCAGAGCCGGCUGCGCCGUGGCGCCGCUGGUAAUCCCAAUGCUGUGCUACCCCCGACGGGCAAGCUGACGGAAUCCGGCAUGGAGAAGUCCGCUCUGGGCUCUCUGUGCAAGACCGUCUCGCAGAUUGGCCAGGCGCAGUCGACGCUGCCAGCAGCAACCACGCCCAGCAGUAGCAGCAGCAGCGCCAGCCAGUUGGCUAGUCCGCCACCCGCCUCCAAUGCAUCUACCAUCAGCAGCAGCAGUUCCUCCACAGCAGCCAGCUGCAGCAGCAGCAGCGCCUGCUCCUCCUCCGGCAGCUCGCUAAACUCCUCGCCCAGCAGUCGCCUGGCCGGCGUCAACAAUGCCAACAAUGCCAGCAGCCCGCAGCCCAUACCGCCUCCAUCGGCCGUCAGUCGUGACUCCGGCAUGGAGUCCUCGGACGACACGCGCUCCGAGACGGGCUCCACCACCACCGACGGCGGCAAGAAUGAGAUGUGGCCCGCGUGGGUCUACUGCACACGCUACAGCGAUCGUCCCAGCUCAGGACCCCGCUACCGUCGCCCCAAGCAACCAAAGGACAAGACCAAUGACGAGAAGCGUCCACGCACUGCCUUCUCCAGCGAGCAAUUGGCACGCCUAAAGCGCGAAUUCAAUGAGAAUCGCUACCUCACCGAAAGACGACGCCAGCAGCUGAGCUCCGAGCUGGGCCUGAACGAGGCACAGAUCAAGAUCUGGUUCCAGAACAAGCGCGCCAAAAUCAAGAAGUCGACGGGCUCGAAGAAUCCGCUGGCCCUGCAGCUGAUGGCCCAGGGUCUCUACAAUCAUACGACGGUGCCGCUGACCAAAGAGGAGGAGGAGCUUGAGAUGCGCAUGAACGGCCAGAUACCGUAAAUGGCAACUAGCUGCCCCCGGCUUCCCCAGC